Molecule: messenger RNA, 2481 nt
Organism: Procambarus clarkii (red swamp crayfish)
Lineage: Eukaryota; Metazoa; Arthropoda; Malacostraca; Decapoda; Cambaridae
Source: RefSeq, a predicted model, not a curated record
AUGCAGGAAGGUGCCGCCCUCCAGCGCCACAGAGGACGCGGGAAGGUGCCGCCCUCCAGCGCCACAGAGGACGCGGGAAGGUGCCGUCCUCCAGCGCCACAAAGGACGCAGGAAGGUGCCGCCCUCCAGCAGCACAGAGGACGUGGGAAGGUGCCGCCCUCCAGCGCCACAGAGGACGCGGGAAGGUGCCGCCCUCCAGCACCACAGAGGACGCGGGAAGGUGCCGCCCUCCAACGCCACAGAGGACGCGGGAAGGUGCCGCCCUCCAGCGCCACAGAGGACGUGGGAAGGUGCCGCCCUCCAGCACCACAGAGGACGUGGGAAGGUGCCGCCCUCCAGCGCCACAGAGGACGCGGGAAGGUGCCGCCCUCCAGCGCCACAGAGGACGCGGGAAGGUGCCGCCCUCCAGCACCACAGAGGACGCGGGAAGGUGCCGCCCUCCAGCGCCACAGAGGACGCGGGAAGGUGCCGCCCUCCAGCCCCACAGAGGACGUGGGAAGGUGCCGCCCUCCAGCGCCACAGAGGACGUGGGAAGGUGCCGCCCUCCAGCGCCACAGAGGACGUGGGAAGGUGCCGCCCUCCAGCACCACAGAGGACGUGGGAAGGUGCCGCCCUCCAGCGCCACAGAGGACGCGGGAAGGUGCCGCCCUCCAGCACCACAGAGGACGCGGGAAGGUGCCGCCCUCCAGCGCCACACUAGAGGACGCAGGAAGGUGCCGCCCUCCAGCGCCACAGAGGACGCGGGAAGGUGCCGCCCUCCAGCGCCACACUAGAGGACGCAGGAAGGUGCCGCCCUCCAGCGCCACAGAGGACGCGGGAAGGUGCCGCCCUCCAGCGCCACAGAGGACGCGGGAAGGUGCCGCCCUCCAGCACCACAGAGGACGCGGGAAGGUGCCGCCCUCCAGCGCCACAGAGGACGCGGGAAGGUGCCGCCCUCCAGCACCACAGAGGACGCGGGAAGGUGCCGCCCUCCAGCGCCACAGAGGGUCGGGAAGGUGCCGCCCUCCAGCACCACAGAGGGUCGGGAAGGUGCCGCCCUCCAGCACCACAGAGGACACAAGGAAGGUGCCGCCCUCCAGCACCACAGAGGACACAAGGAAGGUGCCGCCCUCCAGCACCACAGAGGACGCGGGAAGGUGCCGCCCUCCAGCGCCACAGAGGACACAAGGAAGGUGCCGCCCUCCAGCACCACAGAGGACGCGGGAAGGUGCCUCCCUCCAGCACCACAGAGGACGCGGGAAGGUGCCGCCCUCCAGCACCACAGAGGACGCGGGAAGGUGCCGCCCUCCAGCGCCACAGAGGACACAGGAAGGUGCCGCCCUCCAGCGCCACAGAGGACACAGGAAGGUGCCGCCCUCCAGCGCCACAGAGGACACAGGAAGGUGCCGCCCUCCAGCGUCACAGAGGACACAGGAAGGUGCCGCCCUCCAGCGUCACAGAGGACGCGGGAAGGUGCCGCCCUCCAGCGUCACAGAGGACGCGGGAAGGUGCCGCCCUCCAGCGCCACAGAGGACACAGGAAGGUGCCGCCCUCCAGCGUCACAGAGGACGCGGGAAGGUGCUGCCCUCCAGCGUCACAGAGGACACAGGAAGGUGCCGCCCUCCAGCGUCACAGAGGACGCGGGAAGGUGCCGCCCUCCAGCGCCACAGAGGACGCGGGAAGGUGCCGUCCUCCAACGCCACAGAGAACGCGGGAAGGUGCCGCCCUCCAACGCCACAGAGGACGCGGGAAGGUGCCGCCCUCCAACGCCACAGAGAACGCGGGAAGGUGCCGCCCUCCAGCGCCACAGAGGACGCGGGAAGGUGCCGCCCUCCAACGCCACAGAGAACGCGGGAAGGUGCCGCCCUUCAGCGUCACAGAGGACGCGGGAAGGUGCCGCCCUCCAGCACCACAGAGGACGCGGGAAGGUGCCGCCCUCCAGCGCCACAGAGGACACAGGAAGGUGCCGCCCUCCAGCGUCACAGAGGACGCGGGAAGGUGCCGCCCUCCAGCGCCACAGAGGACGCGGGAAGGUGCCGCCCUCCAGCGCCACAGAGGACGCGGGAAGGUGCCGCCCUCCAGCACCACAGAGGACGCGGGAAGGUGCCGCCCUCCAGCGCCACAGAGGACGCGGGAAGGUGCCGCCCUCCAGCACCACAGAGGACGCGGGAAGGUGCCGCCCUCCAGCGCCACAGAGGACACAGGAAGGUGCCGCCCUCCAGCACCACAGAGGACGCGGGAAGGUGCCGCCCUCCAGCGCCACAGAGGACACAGGAAGGUGCCGCCCUCCAGCACCACAGAGGACGCGGGAAGGUGCCGCCCUCUCGGCGCCUCAAAGAAGAUGACCGAAGAGCUGCUGGCAACUCCGCCUCCCAGUACGGGAGUGUUCCAGAGGUCCAGAGGAACCGGGGCAACCAUGCCCUAUCUCGCGUCAGCCACCACAUUACCGUCAAUCCCGAUGUGGCACGGAACCCAUCGGAGACCGACAAACCCGGGAACUAG